CAAGUAGAAGCACAAUGAAUGUUAGUAUAAAUAUGCAUACAAACAUGCAAAGAAUAUCACAGUUAUCAUCACAAAUUAACUAUUAAACAAGAAAAUAAGAGUGAGUGAAGAGAAAGAGAGAUCAAGCAUGUCUACUAAUCCAGAAUGGAUCAUGAUUGGAGGAGAAGGUCCUGAGAGUUACAACCAGCAUUCCUCAUAUCAGAGAGCGUUGUUGGAAGCCGCAAAAGAAAAGAUGAACGAGGUAAUCUCAGCCAAACUCAGCCUGGACUUGAUCUCUGAUCGCUUCAUUGUAGCGGACUUCGGCUGUGCGAGUGGACCUAACACUUUUGUGGCAGUCCAAAACAUAAUAGAUGCUGUCGAAGUCAAGUACCGCAAAGAAACCGGACAAAACCCCACCGAUAACAUCGAGUUCCAAGUCCUCUUCAACGAUUUUACCACCAACGAUUUCAACACUCUCUUCCAAGCUCUUCCUCCGGGGAGAAAAUACUAUAGCGCUGGGGUUCCAGGAUCCUUCUUCGAACGUGUUCUUCCUAAGCAUAGCUUCCACAUAGGAGUUAUCAAUUACGCAUUCCAUUUCACCUCCAGAAUCCCCAAAGGGAUCACGGACCGCGACUCUCCUUCGUGGAACCGUGACAUGCACUGCACUGGCUUCAACGAGGCGGUCAAGAAAGCAUAUUCUGAUCAGUACUCGGCUGACACCAAGAUUCUACUAGACGCUAGAGCUGAUGAGGUUGUCCCCGGAGGAUUGAUGUUGCUUUUCGGGUCGUGUCUAAGAGACGGAGUCAAGAUGUCCGAGACCUCUAAAGGAAUAGUGAUGGAUUUCAUUGGAGAUUCUUUGAAUGAUCUUGUUCAACAGGGUGUCAUCGAGCAAGAUAAGGUGGACUCUUUCAGUACUCCACUCUACAUUGCCGAAGAAAGUGAGUUAAGGCAAAUCAUAAAAGAGAACGGGAAGUUCACAAUCGAGGCUUUUGAGGAUAUCAUUCACCCAAAUGGGGAGUUUCCUUUAGAUCCCAAGAUCUUGGCCGUCUCCUUUAGGGCCUCCUUUGGAGCCUUCCUAUCCGCACAUUUUGGAGUUGAUGCAAUGAGGAAAGCCUUUGAGCUCGUCGAGGUCAAGGCACGAGAAGAUUUUCCUCGCAUCCAAAACGCCAAACCCGGUAUGCAGUACCUCAUCGUGCUGCGCAAGAACUGAUGAUGAUCCAAAAUAUAUGUAUCAUUAUGAUAUUUUAAUCUUAAUUCGUGCUUCCGUUUGUUGUUCUCUUUCAAGAACCUAUGGUGUUUUGUCUUCUAAUUUCCCAUGUUUUAGCGUGUUUGUAUUAUCCCCCAGUCCCACAAAUGAAUAAAUGUCUAUAUGUACGGUUUCAUGAUUUUUUACCAUAUAGACUUUCAAGCGCAGAUUCGAAUAUAUGGAAUGGCGAAAGUUAUUCCAUAUGUUAAUUUGAAUUUCA
This is a messenger RNA of Thlaspi arvense, 1445 nucleotides long. The record is from the annotation of a GenBank genome assembly. Lineage: Eukaryota; Viridiplantae; Streptophyta; Magnoliopsida; Brassicales; Brassicaceae.